Messenger RNA from Trametes versicolor FP-101664 SS1, 705 nucleotides. RefSeq lists its product as uncharacterized. The record is from RefSeq and is a predicted model, not a curated record. The coding region runs from base 1 to 705 and encodes 234 amino acids. The transcript is spliced from 3 exons. NCBI's taxonomy places the organism in Eukaryota, Fungi, Basidiomycota, Agaricomycetes, Polyporales, Polyporaceae.
AUGGCCGCCCAAAACACCCAUCAACUGCAACUCUGCUUCGCCCACAGGGACCUCCCGUAUAUCUUCACCCAGCCGGGGCGUCACUUUCCCGCCUCGAAGGUGACCGUCCUCGGCGAGGCGGGAGCGAUACCGUGGACGACCCCGCCGCUCAUCCGCGUCUUCGACGACGCCCACUAUGUCUACCAGGGCAAAAUGGAGUACCCCGGCAAGGAAGGCCUUGCAUCGGCGCCCCCUGUCAAAAUCGCCUUGAAGUGGGUGGUAGGGGAGAGACGCAUCGCACGCCUGCGGCAAGAAGCCGAUUUCUACGAAGCGAACCGCGACGCACUGCAGGGUAUCGCGCCGCAGUACUACGGGUAUUUCACGGCCGAGAUUGAGGGCGCGAACGUCGCGUGCAUCGUCCUGGAGUGGUGCAAUGGGCGGCGUAUUAUCGACGUUUACCAGCUGAACCUCCAGCGGAUGCGCGUCUGUGCAAAGCUGCACAGCGCCGGGAUUAUACAUGGCGACUUGCUGAAAGCUCGCAACUUCCUCAAUAUGCCGGAUGGCACGCUCCGAAUUUGCGACUUCUCGACCGCCGAGGUCCACUCGUGUCCGGGUGCGCAUCCUCUCACCCUGAAUAUCAGUGGGGAUGCUCGGCCGCCAGAGAGCUGCGAAGAGCUCAACGACAUAGAGUCGUGCUGUCGCUCUCAAGUCAAGGCGAUCAUGUAA